Esox lucius (northern pike) is the source of this 1552-nucleotide messenger RNA. It is a transcript of the gene kin, whose product is annotated as Kin17 DNA and RNA binding protein. Gene Ontology annotation, biological process: DNA replication; DNA damage response. Gene Ontology annotation, molecular function: double-stranded DNA binding. The coding region runs from base 119 to 1288 and encodes 389 amino acids. The record is from RefSeq and is a predicted model, not a curated record. The transcript has 12 exons. Gene Ontology annotation, cellular component: nucleus. NCBI's taxonomy places the organism in Eukaryota, Metazoa, Chordata, Actinopteri, Esociformes, Esocidae.
CACAAGACGCAGAUUUACAAUCGAAUAUUACAACAUUUGAAUCUGUUCGUGGUUGCGAGACAUUUAUUUUUAUAGUUUUAUUGCAUGUUUGUAUGUAAAUUAUAACUAACUAUUUGACAUGGGUAAAGCGGAUUUUCUAAGCCCAAAAGCCAUUGGCAAUAGGAUCAAAGCAAAGGGUCUUCAAAAGUUGCGAUGGUAUUGUCAGAUGUGCCAGAAACAAUGUCGAGACGAGAAUGGCUUCAAAUGCCACUGUAUGUCCGAAUCUCACCAAAGACAACUGCUGCUGGCCUCGGAGGACCCGGACAAGAUCAUGGACACUUUUUCAGAGGAGUUCAAGAAUGACUUUAUUGAGCUGAUCAAAAGACGCUUUGGAACCAAGCGAGUGCAUAACAACAUUGUCUAUAAUGAGUACAUCAAUGACAGAGAGCACGUCCAUAUGAAUUCCACCCAGUGGGAAACUCUCACAGAAUUCACCAAGUGGCUGGGGAAAGAAGGUUACUGUAAGGUGGAUGAGACCCCGAAGGGCUGGUACAUUCAGUACAUCGACCGAGACCCCGAGACCAUUCGGAGGCAGGAGGAGCUGGAGAAGAAGAAAAAGCAGGACCUUGAUGACGAGGAGCGCAGUGCCAAGUUCAUAGAGGAGCAGGUCCGCCGGGGCCAGGAGGGCAAAGAGCCAGAGGAAGCCCCGGUUUUCACAGAGUUUAAGCGUGAAAGUGAAGAAGAGAAAAUUGCUUUCAAUCUGGCCAAGAGCUCCUGUUCCUCUGCAGAAGGACACACUAAAGCCAGUACUGCCCUGGGUCCCAGUGCCCUGAAGGUGGCAGGCUCUGUGAAGAGAAAAGAUGUGCCCUCCACCUCAGAGGGCAAGGAAAAGAAGAAGAGAUCAGCCCUGGAGGAGAUUAUGGAGAUGGAGGAGCAGAAGAAGAAGUCUGUGCGAGUCGACCACUGGCUGCACCCUGGCAUCGCGGUCAAAGUGGUCACCAAGAGACUGGGGGAGAAAUACCACAAGAAGAAAGGAGUCAUUAAGGAGGUGCAGGAUAAAUAUACGGCCAUAGUGAAGAUGACUGAGUCGGGGGACAAGCUGAAACUAGAUCAGAGUCACCUAGAGACGGUCAUCCCUGCCCCAGGUAAACCGGUCUUGAUUCUGAACGGUGUGUACCGGGACACGGAGGCGAUCCUGGACUCCAUCGACGAGAGGAAGUUCAGCGCCACUCUGACCCUAAACUCGGGUCGGAUGAAAGGGAAAACAGUGGAUGGCAUCGCCUAUGAGGAUUUUUCCAAAAUGGCUUGAUGUAUGCCCAUCAUACCCCAUGACCCUCCCCCUCACCGAGUGGCCCUUCAGACUCUACUGUGUCAGAGUCCCAUUCCUUUGGGCCACUUGGCAACUGUAAAUAUCCCAAAAUGCAUUUUCUUUGGAUGUGUCACUUCCAAGCAAUGGUCAUAUAUAUAUAUAAGAAAGAAAACAAUCUUCUUUGUGUAUUUUUUAUUGGUUUUCAGACAGUUCUCUACAAUUAAAUGGUAUUAUUACUCAUUAAAUAAAGUACAACACAGAUGA